CAGCCGGGGUCAGCCGGCGCGAGGUACUUCCUGUAGGAUUGGCACGGCAGUUUCGCGCCGCUGUAAUAAAAUAAUAUGCACGUGAAUAAUUUUGACCAGUCCAGAAACACAGUUAGCUAAACAUAUUAAAACAAACCAACUAAAGUUAAUAAUUGUAUUAUUAAAAACUUUUAAUUCAAAUGACUAGCAUGCUAAAACUCUAUUCAACAUACUUUAGCUACCUAGUUGUACCUUGCUAGGAGAAGCCGUCGUUAUUAAUCUGGGUGAACUUCGGCUACUGAAAAGGUCAGGACCAUGAAAACUCGUAGUCAGUGCAGAAGCGGAGUCAGUUUCUUUGAGAGGCUGCCAUCCGAGGUGUUCGACAUGAUUCUGCGAAGACUCACUGUCCUUGAAGUAAGCGUUUUCAGCAUGGUGUCGAAGGCAAUGAGUUGCCAAAUUGUGGACCACGUCUCCACCAUGGCCUGGGCCAAAAGAAUGAUCCCUCAAAACUUUCACCACUCAAGAUUUCCUGAUGACAAGCAAUCUACCUAUCGACACUACAAAGCUCUAGGCUUGUUGUUCAAGAGAUGCACCUUGUUAUUACCAACCAAGGACAGAUUGAAAUUUAUCCACACAAAGUUCUCAAAGAUCCCAUGUUUCAUGAUGCAGUGUAAGCCUACUGCAGCUAGCUGCCUUGGCUUCUCCAGCUAUGGUGUCUUCCUUCAGACCCUUAUUGCAGGAUGGAAUGAGCUGGAAUGCCACAGAGUGUUCAUCUUCCUGUGCGACUUCACAGACCUUCCAAGAAAAAUGGAGAUUGUAGUCAAUGGAAGACCAGGAGCGAGUCGAUACCUAGAGCUGCAAAUUAGACAGUUCUGUCGUCAGGUUCUCCUUGACCCAUGGUCAAGCCGCAAAGAAUGUGGGUUUUGGCUGACACAAAUCCUGAAGCCCUGGCCCAUGGUUAGCCAGGCACGUCUGCUCUUCAUCCUGUACGGGCCCUUGCUACCAGAUGGUUCUCUUGGCUGGCAGCAGCUGACAAGUACUGUGCUGUCAAGCAGUGCCCUUUCGGACCUGGCCAAGGCUGUUCUCCUGCUUCAUACAGAUUUGGAACUCAAAGACUGGAACACUAGCACCAUCUUGGCCAUCCUUGAAGAGAUUAGGGUCCUGCCACAGGUUUGGCGUGUGGAGAACGUAGCUCGGCUGCUGGUCCUGUGUGGCACCACUCUGUGCUACAGCGUCCUGGCUAACAAGGCCCACAAUGGAAGGCUCUUUGAGAUUUCAAAACUCCUUGUUUAUCUUAUCCUGGUGUGUGAAAAGGAUGGCUACUGCAUGAGCUGGGUGGUGACGCUGGUUCAGCAGGUAUGCAAGGUCUUCACCGCUGCUGCGGACAAGUGGUCCUUCAUCCAAAGCCUAGAAAACAUGUUUUCUGAGGUUACCAUGGAAAUAUACGAGGCCUCCCUUGCAGGAAACCCACAGGAGGACAUGGAGAGCUUCCAAACGCUGUGUUCCAUCCUCGGCUCCAGCGCACACUUUCACACAGAGAUACUUCACAUGUUCCUCAAAGAGUGACGCUAGGAGUUCAGAGGUGGGCUCAUUCAUUCAGGAGGAAAUGUCAGCAGGAAGUCAUGCUUAGGGGGGUGAAUGAACCAUGCAAAUUAGAUUGAGCGGCAUUCAAUUAUAUGUUAAGAACCUUAGCAAUGGACAAAGUUUAUAAUAUUGCCUGAUUUCUUAGACAGCAUAUAUUUAUUACAUAUUUAUUCAGUGUGUG
This is a messenger RNA of Gadus morhua (Atlantic cod), 1744 nucleotides long. RefSeq names its product F-box only protein 47. Gene Ontology annotation, molecular function: protein binding. The record is from RefSeq and is a predicted model, not a curated record. The coding region runs from base 295 to 1545 and encodes 416 amino acids. Lineage: Eukaryota; Metazoa; Chordata; Actinopteri; Gadiformes; Gadidae. The transcript is spliced from 11 exons.